Molecule: messenger RNA, 1614 nt
Organism: Oppia nitens
Lineage: Eukaryota; Metazoa; Arthropoda; Arachnida; Sarcoptiformes; Oppiidae
Product: G-protein coupled receptor 83-like
Exons: 3
Coding region: 1-1614 (537 amino acids)
Biological process (GO): G protein-coupled receptor signaling pathway
Cellular component (GO): membrane
Molecular function (GO): G protein-coupled receptor activity
Source: RefSeq, a predicted model, not a curated record
AUGUCGUCGGAUAAUAUCAUGAUUGACGAAAAUAUUGCGGUAAUGUUUGAAAAUAACGGCAAAACUGAUUACUACUACAACAACAACAACAAUAGUAACCAAACGGACGGCCAGAGCAUCGACAACACGACGGCUGCGGCGGAAGCGGACGCGGCGUUUAUGGACGAAGUUAUACGUCAGCUACGGGUCAGACAUAACCGUCCACUUACUGGUGACGAACUGUUUGGCAAUUUAGUGAUUAUUAUCGGUUAUACGAUAAUUAUUUUUGUCUCACUGGUCGGUAAUCUAUUGGUAAUCAAAGUGAUUAUCGGCUGCUUCUUCAGUGGCAGUGGUAGCUGUGGAGGAGGCGGAGGCGGCCGCCGUAAACCGAAAAUGUUGAUCACUACUACCAACCUAUUGAUAGUAUCGUUGGCCGUCAGCGAUCUGGUUAUGACCGGGUUUAACAUACCGUUUAAUGUGGCCCGACUGCUACUACAAUCGUGGCCAUUUGGAUCGUUUAUGUGUGUGUCGGUACCAUUUGUACAGGUAGGUGGGUGUGUKUGUGUGUGUGUCAAUGGGAAUGGAUGGGUUACCUGUGUCUAUGUUAGUACAUUUACGAUGACAGCUAUAGCCUAUUACCGAUGGUGGACACUAACAACCCGUACAACGCCGACAAUGUCAACAACGGCUGCGUCGACGUCGUCGUCGUCGGCGGCGGUGGCUAUGGCCACCAAAUCGCUGACCACUUGGCAAACAUUGGUAAUUGUUGGCAGUAUUUGGCUGUUGGCCGCCUUGUUCGCCGUACCGCACGCGGCCUUCAAUCGGACAAUAGUCAUACCGCGUUUGGACAAUAUGGUACGGUGUGUGGUCAUACACCCGACGGUUGUAAUAAUGGUCACUACGACAACAACAACAAUUGAUUGGCCACUAUGGCUAUCCAUCGAAGCGCUGGCCACUCAAUAUUUUAUACCGCUGUCGAUAACCGGUUGGCUGUACACGAAAAUUGCUGCUAUUGUUGCCAAACAAGGAGCCGCUGCUAACAACGGUGCCACCGGUGUUGGCCAGUCGUCAGCGUCCACCUUAUCGCUAGUGGUCAGCAGUCGGACUACGGCUGCCCGUAAACGCCGUAUUGUUAUGUUGGCACUGGUAGUCAUCGUUUUUGGCUUGUGUUGGCUACCAUUGAAUUUGUAUCAUCUGUUGGUCGACUUUCGGCUAAUUGGCCGCAAUUUUACCGCAUUUAUCGUUUGUCAUUGGUUUGCAAUGUCCUCUGUUUGCUAUAAUCCAUUCAUCUAUUGUUAUUUAAAUCAAAACUUUAAAAAUGCUGCCAAAAAUUGCUAUCAAUUUCUAAUGUGUCGACACCGACACCAACAUCGCCAACAACAACAACAACACUAUAACCGAUGGCUGAUUAAUACGGACGGCAUUACAUCAUCGGUGACCACCACCGCUGCUGCUGCUGUUGAUGACCAUAGGAUGACCGCCGCUGCCGCCGCCGCGGCCACCGAUAACUAUGAGCUAACAAAUGUUAAUACUAUUGAACUGAUAGAACUGGGAGCUAAUAAUUAUGAUGUCGACAACGAUGCCGAUGAUGAUGAUGAUAAUGAUAAUGAUAUAAACAGUGGUGUAUCCGAUUAG